This is a messenger RNA of Striga hermonthica, 177 nucleotides long. The record is from the annotation of a GenBank genome assembly. Lineage: Eukaryota; Viridiplantae; Streptophyta; Magnoliopsida; Lamiales; Orobanchaceae.
CCAUUAAAGGACAUACAGCUCUCAACAAUGGGAGUGCAUACCGAAGGACAUACAGCUCUCAACGGUAUGGCCUAUCAUCAGGACUUAGGGAGAUUGCCACACAAGGGCACCGUCGAAGGACAUACAGCUCUCAACAACGGGGACAACCGUUCGAAGGGCAUACAGCUCUCAACGAAG